AUGCAGGCGGGCCAGACGUCACGAAGAGCGGCACGGUCGGCCCAGCGGUUCAAACGACGGAACACAUCGCACAGACUGAGACCAUAUCAGCGCCUCAACAACUGGCUCAGCCUGUUGCCGCGCAAACCACGCACUGUGAGUCCUUGGGAAGAAGAGAGGAGAGGAGGGAAGGGGUGGGAUAAUGGGGAUAAUUUUGUUGAAGAGAGGAGUGGAAAGCGGUGGAAGAAUGGGACGGGUGGGAGGGGAUGGUGGAGCAGUGGAGAGGAGUGGGGCCAGGGAGAGAACAAGGGAGAGGAGAGGGGAAACGUGGAAAGUCGUUUGGUGGGGGAGCAAGGGGCGGAGGGGGGAAGGGCAUCCCAGCUGGAGCUAGCACAAGUGGAGAAUGCCAGGAGCACGCUGCCGACUACUGCUGCUGCUGCUGCUGCUGCUGCUGCUGCUGCUGCUGCUACUGAAGGGCAGGGUGGGCAGGCGUACCCUGAUAAAGAGCCGCAGCCAUUUCCUUGGAGGGAGCGUCAGCAGCAUUUGCCUGAGAAGGAUCAGCAGCAGCAAUUCCCUGAGAGGGAUCAGCAGCCAUUUCCUGAGAGGGAGCCGCACCCAUUCCCUGAGAGAGAGCAUCAGCAAUUCCCUGGGAAGAUACCGCAUGGCAGCGGUGUCUUUGGGGAGGAGGGAGUGGAUGGUGAUCGGCCAGGGGGAGAAGAGGAGAAGAGGACUGAGGUGAAGGGGAGUGUGGGGCAAGGGAAGGAGGAUGAGGAUGAGGAUGGGAAGGAUGGUGAUGAGGGUGAGGAGGAGAAGGAGAAGGAGGAGAAGGAGGAGAAGGAGGAGGAGAAGGACGCGGGAGGGAAGAGUGAGGGUACAGGCAGCGGGAAGAAAGCGCAGGAUGAGGAGGGGGGGAAAGAAGACGAGGAGGACGAGGAGGAGAAAGAAGAGGAAAAGGAGGCGAAGGAGGAGGCGAAGGAGGAGGCGAAGGAGGAGGCGAAGGAGGAGGCGAAGGAGGAGGCGAAGGAGGAGGAGGAGGAGGAGGAGGAGGAGGAGGAGGAGGAGGAGGAGGAGGAGGAGGAGGAGGAGGAGGAGGAGGAGGAGGAGGAGGGGGAGGGCUCGCAUAGCAGUGGGGAAGGAGCAGGGGAGGAGGACGAAGGGGCUGGGCCUGCAGAUGACAGUGCUGCUGCUGGUGGCGACGGUGGUGGCAGUGAGGGGGAGAGUGGCAGCAGCGGGGGUGGGGAAGCCACAGGGGAGAGUGCGGGCUCGUCGGAACAGCAGUCGGUCGCUGCCAAGGAAGUGGUGAGCGCUGCCUUUCCUCUUUCUUCUCGCCGGUUUCCUUUGUAUGUCAAACGUGUUCCUGCUGUCCCUCACAGAGCCAGCAGUCGGUCGCUGCCAAGGAAGUG
Closterium sp. Naga37s-1 is the source of this 1382-nucleotide messenger RNA. The record is from the annotation of a GenBank genome assembly. Lineage: Eukaryota; Viridiplantae; Streptophyta; Zygnematophyceae; Desmidiales; Closteriaceae.